AUGCCACGACCGACGAUGCCUCCUACACCAGUCUCUUCUACUGAGAUGAAGAGUCAGGAUGGAACACAUCAGCUAUCUACACUGCAGUUGGCCUUUGAACUGCCCCCCUCGGCUAUUGGUGCCAACGGCUCUUCAGGGACUUCCGGCACGGGAACUAAGGCUUCAAAGUCGACAACGGGUGGACAAACCCCUUCGCCCAAGUCAUCUUAUCCCGUACAACCUAGUGAAGCGGUCAAGUCGAGAAGGCGUUCAUCGACAGCACAGAAGGAGUCGUUUGCUUUGCCGCCGCCCCCUACGAGAUCACGCAAGAUCAUACAGAUGAAGCCUCGUCCGCAAGAGGAGCCUGAAGAACCUUCCAGCCCAGCCAAACCGUCCGCGGGAGCAACUAAGACUACAGCAACCUCGUCGUCAAAGAAGAAACAGCCCUCUUCCACAAGCGCCGCGGGAAGGAAGAUUGCCAGGAAAACAGCCCAUAGUCUCAUCGAGCGACGCCGAAGAUCUAAGAUGAACGAGGAGUUCGCUGUGCUAAAGGGACUCAUUCCGGCUUGCGACGGGGAAAUGCAUAAGCUAGCCAUUCUCCAGGCCUCCAUAGAAUACGUACGAUACCUCGAAGACUGCGUGGCCCAAUUGAAGUCACAACACAAUUCUCAAUCAUCUGCGCCAACCCCCACCGAUUUUGUCCUCCCGCCCUCCGUAGGUCGCGAUACGUUUGAGACGCCGCAAUACCAGGUGGAGGAUGGAUCUGGGGAUGUUGAGAUGACAGGGUCGGAGGCUGCAUCCCCUACACAUACUGAAGCUACCUCUCGUUCUCAGCGACCAUCAGAAUCCCCUGCGCUGUUGGCUGAAGACGUCCGUCGGAGGCAUGACUCUUAUUCCUCCGUAUCGACGGAUCAUCAUCGUCACUAUAGCUACUCCUCGGCAGCUUCGCCGGCCUUUGGCCCACAGACUUACGGCUACGCCAGAGGCCCGCCAUCAGCGUCCAACUCGGCUCUGACAAGUCCUGCACUACCUCCGCAGCGAGACUUGGAUCAAGAAGCCACGGCCGCCCUUCUCAUGUUGAAUAAUGACCGGAGGGGGACCAGUGGUAGUGGUGCCGGAAGAGGGAUGAGCGUUCGAGACCUACUGAGCGCUUGA
Molecule: messenger RNA, 1134 nt
Organism: Neoarthrinium moseri
Lineage: Eukaryota; Fungi; Ascomycota; Sordariomycetes; Amphisphaeriales; Apiosporaceae
Exons: 2
Coding region: 1-1134 (377 amino acids)
Molecular function (GO): protein dimerization activity
Source: RefSeq, a predicted model, not a curated record